AUGUCGUCGAUUGCUAGGGCCGUUCGCCCUGCUUUGAGGGGAAGCCGUGGUGUUGCUGCCCUCGCAAGGGUGAGGACUUGCACACCGGGCAGAGCGCUCUCGCCACUCCAGCAGACCGCAAGACCCCUUUCCACCACUCAGCGACGCCGUAAUGCCGACCACUUUGACAUCGCCGACAUCCCCCCGACGCCCAUCACCCACCUCUCCGAGGUCGAGGCCGCGAUGCAGGAGGCGGUGAGCAAGUUCGCCAACGACGUGAUCGCGCCCAAGGUGCGCGAGAUGGACGAGGCGGAGAACAUGGACCCGGCCAUUGUCGAGCAGCUAUUCGAGCAAGGGCUCAUGGGCGUCGAGAUCCCCGAGGAGUACGGCGGCGCGGGCAUGAACUUCACGAGCGCCAUCAUCGGCAUCGAGGAGCUCGCGCGCGUCGACCCCAGCGUCAGCGUCCUCGUCGACGUGCACAACACCCUCGUCAACACGGCCAUCAUCAAGUGGGGCAGCAGCCAGCUCAAGAAGCGCUUCCUGCCCAAGCUCGCCACCAGCACCGUCGGCAGCUUCUGUCUGAGCGAGCCUGUGAGCGGGUCCGAUGCGUUUGCGCUGGCGACCAAGGCGACCAAGACGGAGAGCGGGUACAAGAUUAGCGGUUCCAAGAUGUGGAUCACCAACUCCAAGGAGGCCGACUUCUUCAUCGUGUUUGCCAAUUUGGACCCGUCCAAGGGGUACAAGGGCAUCACGGCGUUCAUUGUCGAGAAGGACGCCAAGGGGUUUUCUAUUGCCAAGAAGGAGAAGAAGCUCGGUAUCAAGGCCAGCAGCACGUGCGUCAUCAACUUUGACGACGUCGAGAUCCCCAAGGAGAACCUCCUCGGCGAGGAGGGCGCGGGUUACAAGUACGCCAUUGGUCUCUUGAACGAGGGGCGUAUCGGUAUCGCGGCUCAGAUGACUGGUCUCGCUCUCGGUUCCUGGGAGAACGCCGUCAGAUACGUCUGGAACGACCGCAAGCAAUUCGGCCAGCUCGUCGGCGAGUUCCAGGGUAUGCAGCACCAGAUCGCGCAGUCCUACACCGAGAUCGCCGCCGCCCGCGCGCUGGUCUACAACGCGGCGCGCAAGAAGGAGGCGGGCGAGAACUUUGUCAUGGACGCCGCCAUGGCCAAGCUGUACGCCAGCCAGGUCGCCGGCCGCGUGAGCGGUCUCGCCAUUGAGUGGAUGGGCGGCAUGGGUUUCGUCCGCGAUGGCCCCGCCGAGAAGUUUUGGCGCGAUAGCAAGAUUGGCGCCAUUUACGAGGGCACGAGCAAUAUCCAGCUCAACACUAUUGCCAAGUUGUUGCAGAAGGAGUAUACCGCAUAA
Colletotrichum fioriniae is the source of this 1341-nucleotide messenger RNA. RefSeq lists its product as uncharacterized. Gene Ontology annotation, cellular component: mitochondrion. Gene Ontology annotation, molecular function: acyl-CoA dehydrogenase activity; flavin adenine dinucleotide binding. NCBI's taxonomy places the organism in Eukaryota, Fungi, Ascomycota, Sordariomycetes, Glomerellales, Glomerellaceae. The record is from RefSeq and is a predicted model, not a curated record.